AUGUCUUUUUUACCUGGGUUGACUGAAGAGGCUCAAGUUCCAGAUAUAUAUAUCGACGUUAAUGAGGUACAUACUCAAAUUCUUCCCAUGGGUACCCUUUGGAAAAUAAAAGUACCUUCAGAGUCCAAAAUGAGCAUAAAAAUUCUUACGGGUAUUGCGGAAAUUUUUGGUACUGAGUUGGCCAACAAUAUUGAAUAUAACUUCCAGAAUUGGAAUUUCACUGUUUAUGCUGUCGAGGAAGUCUAUCUUGAAUGGAAAGGUACUGAUCCUCACCCGGCAGUCGAAGGAGAAGAUAUCAUUCCAAAUGAUUCUGCCAAGAAUAUAUACAAUUUACACUUUGCAUUAGAAAAAAUGAGGAAUUCAACGUUUGAUGGUCCAAAAGUAAUGAUUAUAGGUAAUAAGAGGGCUGGUAAGACAGCUCUGUGUAGAACAUUAUGUUCAUAUACAAUCAAAUUCAAGUCAUAUCAACCAAUGUUCAUCAAUCUGAACCCUCAGGAGAGUAUAUUCAGUCCUCCGGGUUGUCUUUCUGCCACACCUAUAUCUGAUAUCCUAGAUGUUCAGUUACCGAUUUGGGGACAGAGCAUGACAAGUGGGGCAACAGCAUUACAUAGUAAACAGCCUUUGUUGAAACUCUUUGGCCUAGAAAUGAUUCCAGAAAACAGAGAACUAUAUAUGGCAACAGUGAAGAUGUUAGCAGAAGAUGUAAGUGAACGAUUACAAAGAGAUGCAUUAAUACAGAGGUCAGGAUGUAUAAUAAAUACCCCACCGUUAUCACAAUUAGACGAUACCUUAAAAGAAUUAGUUGAAAUUAUUCACGAUUUUAAAGUCAAUCUGGUCAUAAUGAUAGCAGAUGAAAGCAAUGAUGAUGACAUGGCCCAAUUCGAACGAGUAUCUCAGGUCAUUAAACCAUUCGUAGGUGACUUUCUAUUAAGGUUACCUCGAUUGACUGGAGUAAUAGAAUCUGAUGAUACAUACGAAAGAUCACAACAACGCAAUGCAAUUAGGGAAUAUUUUUACGGUAAUUCGCACACUGCAUUAAGCCCAUUUUCUGUUUCAAUUGACUAUGAAGACUUAGUUUUAUGGGAACCAAUGAACUUAUUAGAUCCAGGAAGUAAUGAAGUAUCAAAUACCUCUAUUGAUAAAUUAGAACUGAGACAGGUUCAGAUUACACCAAGUGUAAUCCAACAUGCAUUAAUAUGUAUUACAUUUGCCGAUAAACAUGCUAAAGCCAACGAUGUGUCUAAAUCAUCGAUAUUAGGGUUUGCACUAGUGACUGAAGUUAACGAAAAAAGGAGAAAGGUCCGUAUAUUAAUUCCUGUGCCAGGUAACUUUCCAAAUUGUGCCACUUUGUUGACAAGUUACAGGUAUUUGGAAUAA
Molecule: messenger RNA, 1377 nt
Organism: Maudiozyma saulgeensis
Lineage: Eukaryota; Fungi; Ascomycota; Saccharomycetes; Saccharomycetales; Saccharomycetaceae
Source: the annotation of a GenBank genome assembly